Messenger RNA from Durusdinium trenchii, 1890 nucleotides. The record is from the annotation of a GenBank genome assembly. Lineage: Eukaryota; Dinophyceae; Suessiales; Symbiodiniaceae.
AUGAAGGUGCAGAAGAGUGCUCCACAUUACACAGAAGCCGCGUAUGAUGAGAUUGAGCUGCUCGCCGAGGCGGCGAAGCGAAGCAAAGACGUUAACUGGGAGGAGACCCAGAAGGGACCUCUCAAGGAGCUGUUUCCCGAGAAGAACAAUGAGGGCUUCACCGGUGUCGUGCAGCUCAUUGACUACUUUGAGCAUUUUGGCAUUAAUGGCAAGCACGUUUGCAUGGUCUUCGAGACGAUGGGCCCUAACGUGCUGGCCCUGAUCAAGAGGUACAAUUUCAAAGGCAUUCCGCUGGACAUUGUGAGGAAGGUGACCACACACACCUUGAUUGGCUUGGAUUAUUUGCAUCGCAUUUGCGGGAUCAUCCACACGGAUCUGAAGCCCGAGAACGUCUUGGUGGGCUGCCCGCGUGGGGUCCCCGUGAACAAGACGGGCAUCCCGCUGGUGGGUAACAUUGACCCCAGCAUGCGCCUUGGGAUUGAAGUGGCGGAGAUGGAGGAUUACAUGAAGAAGGGUGGCAAGAAAAAAGACAAGGACAAGAAGUUUCAUGAUGAAGGCACCGAUGAGGUGGGUGAGGAGGAGGUGCCCGACCCCACGCAGACCGCUCCGCCCAACGACGAGAAGCCCUUCCUGAAGCCCAGCCGUUCCGAUCCUACGCUUUUGUCUUCCUAUGGCGAUGAUAGCAUUGCUAUGAAUCGACCCUUGUACAACCACGCCAGCAGUUUGAUGAAGGCUGUGCCCCCGGGCGUUCCAGUCCCUGCGCCGAUGCCGCCGAGCUCGUCGCCCGAUGGGGCCAAGCCCGAUUGCAUUGAUGAGAAGCUGCUGGAAGAAGUCUUGAACUUGGACUUGUUCGACCAUGAUGGCGUCACUUACAAGGUGGCUGAUUUGGGCAACGCCUGUUGGGUCGAAAGGCAUUUCUCAGACGACAUCCAGACGCGACAAUACCGCUCUCCGGAGACCAUUAUCAAUGCAGGAUAUGACACUUCAGCUGAUAUUUGGUCACUGGCGUGCAUGGUCUUCGAGCUGGCCACGGGCGAUUAUUUGUUCGACCCGAAGGCCUCGGAUGAAUACCCCCGCGACGAGGACCAUUUGGCCCUCUUUAUUGAGCUCCUCGGGCCAAUGCCUAAGGACCUGAUCAGUCGUGGCAGGCGUUCCACCACGUAUUUCAACCGACGGGGAGAGCUGCGACACAUUAAGUCGCUGCGCUAUUGGCCACUGGCCGAGGUCCUGUUGCAGAAGUACCACAUGCACGCGAUAGAAGCAAGGAGCUUGGCAUCCUUCCUGCUCCCCAUGCUGCUCGGAUGCGAAGGGUUGGGUUUGAAUAUGGUGGUCUCGUUGAAAACCGGGGCCGGGAAGACCUUGGUCGCCGUCAAGGUCAUUGACCACUUCCUGGAGAAAGAGGAGCGGCAUGUGCUCUUUGUGGUGCCCACCAAAGCCUUGGUGAGCCAGCAAGAGAUGGAACGCUGGGACAAAGGCCGUUGGGACGAAUGUCUUCGAAAGAACCGCUUAUUGGUGGGAACUCCUGAAGUGUUCCGGCGAGCGUUGGAUCAGGGUGACUUGGCGGAUGACAGCUAUUUGAGGGCCGAGCAGCUCUCGUUGAUCGUUCUGGAUGAAUGUCAUCAAGCCCGGGGGGAAAGCCCCAUGGCCAAUCUCAUGCGCCUCGUUUCGAAUGCCAAAGAGAAGCCUCAGCCUCGAGUGCUGGGUUUAACUGCAAGCUUCUUCUGUGGAAACAUGAAACGGAAAAGAGAUGCCGAGAAGGCCAAGAUGGAAUCUGAGAUGCAAGGUAAGGGGCGAAGUAGUCUGGUAGGUUUUUCUGACCAUGAGAAUGAGGGCGGGAGGCGCUGUGAACAAAGCUGCAGUAGCUACAAGCACGUAAAGAUUGCAUCGUAG